AUGCUUCCCGAGAGGUCUGAUAUUUCAGACCCGGAGAAAAAGUUGGCGAUGGUCAAUUCUAUCCCCUGGCGAGCUUGGAGCUUGAGGGGAGGGUACUUCAGUCAUCGCAAGCAUGGAGUGGAGAUCAAGGUACCUGCAGUGUGCCUGAGUGGAGCCCCGGGCGUACUACGUGGUAAAGCUCCAGCAUCCAACUGGUAA
This is a messenger RNA of Pyricularia pennisetigena, 198 nucleotides long. RefSeq lists its product as uncharacterized. The coding region runs from base 1 to 198 and encodes 65 amino acids. The transcript has 2 exons. The record is from RefSeq and is a predicted model, not a curated record. Lineage: Eukaryota; Fungi; Ascomycota; Sordariomycetes; Magnaporthales; Pyriculariaceae.